AUGGCUUGUAGUGAACAAGACAAGCUGGGACAAGCAUUUGAAGAUGCUUUUGAUGUGUUGAGGCAACAUUCAGCAGGCAACCUUCAGUACGCUCCAGACUACAAAAAUUACCUGGUUUUCAUCAACCACUGCGCUCAGGUCCGAGGGAGCCCCAGCUGCCUUGGAGUGCUGCCGGCAGAGGAACCUGCCUGUACCUGGAAAGCCAUCAUCAACAAUGUUGCAGACUACUGUGUGGAAGCAAAUAUCCAUCCAUCCCUGCAGAAUGUCGCUGAAAACCAGCUAAUGCAACCUGCCGCUCUCCAGCAAAAGGUCGGAAAAGGACGAAAGAAGCUUCGACUGUUUGAAUACCUUCUUGAAUCCCUGUGUAACCCGGAGAUGGCUUCUUGUAUUCAGUGGGUAGAUAGAAGCAAGGGCAUCUUUCAGUUUGUGUCAAAAAACAAAGAGAGACUUGCAGAACUUUGGGGGGAAAGGAAAGGCAACCGGAAGACCAUGACUUACCAGAAAAUGGCCAGGGCAUUGCGGAAUUAUGGAAGAACUGGGGAAAUCAUCAAAAUCCGGAGAAAACUAACUUACCAGUUCAGUGAGGCCAUUCUCCAAAGACUUUCUCCCUCUUAUUUCUUGGGAAAAGAGGUCUUCUACUCACCAUGCGUCCAACCUGAACAAGAAUAUCUCGGUUUAAAUAAUUGGAAUGCAAGCUAUAAUCAUCCAUGUGCCAACUACCACGAGCUAAGUGACCCUGAUUGCUAGCCAUACCCACGUAUUUAAUGGCACCAGAAGC
Molecule: messenger RNA, 778 nt
Organism: Echinops telfairi (small Madagascar hedgehog)
Lineage: Eukaryota; Metazoa; Chordata; Mammalia; Afrosoricida; Tenrecidae
Product: transcription factor Spi-C
Exons: 1
Coding region: 1-747 (248 amino acids)
Biological process (GO): regulation of transcription by RNA polymerase II; cell differentiation
Cellular component (GO): nucleus
Molecular function (GO): sequence-specific DNA binding; DNA-binding transcription factor activity, RNA polymerase II-specific
Source: RefSeq, a predicted model, not a curated record